Salvelinus fontinalis (brook trout) is the source of this 4440-nucleotide messenger RNA. RefSeq lists its product as uncharacterized. The record is from RefSeq and is a predicted model, not a curated record. The coding region runs from base 1125 to 3911 and encodes 928 amino acids. The transcript is spliced from 11 exons. Lineage: Eukaryota; Metazoa; Chordata; Actinopteri; Salmoniformes; Salmonidae.
CCCCCUCCGACCGCCCACACACGAGCAGGGGGAGAAAGUGCUUUGUCAAUGAGGACACAACGCUGGGAGCGGCAGAGAUUGAAACAAAGUUUCCGAAUAUCUCUCUCGGGAAUACAGAAACGGGUUCAUUCUCUGUUGGAUUGUAACAUUGUUUCGAUAAUCCCGUCGUCGCGGACGGGACACUGAAAUACAGUAAAUCACGUCGCUAUUUUGUAACCCUGUGUGGCACUGAUGAUUUCGAAUGACAACCGUUUCGUCGCUGAUGAAGCAAUAGCUUACCGUGACUUGAAUAGCGUCUUCUAUGCAACAAGUUGUGGUCUUGAAUGGGAUUUGAACUGAUUAUAUUCAAUACAGUUCCAAUAUUUACACUAUAUGGCUACAAAUCACGUAGAGUAGCCUAGUUGGGUAUUUUAAUAUUUUUUUAGCAGGCAACUUUCUUCGUUUUCCUUGCGCUACCGAGUGCCGUAGUCGAGCCAAUAUAUUUACCGUCGUUGUGCUUCCCUGGAAACGUUUUUGGUAAGAAACGAUCAAAAAUUGAAUAACACACAUUUUUAUUUUAACAGUGCAUGCCGAAGAUUACAGCUACGUUUGGUUAGUUCAUGGUUCAGGAAACUAUUGGGGAAAAAAGUAUGCCCUUUCACUUUUUUGAGAAUAAAUAAAUAAAAUGCACAGUUUGCAAAUGUUAACAUAAAUACAUUAUUUUGGAUGAACCCACUUCCUAGUAGUCUACAUGUGAUUUUUCAAGAAAUGCAGGAUUUAUCCUUACUGUGACUCAUGACAGAGACAUGCAUUCCCGAUCAUAUUCUUGUUUUGAUGACUCAUUCAUUCAAUGCUCCCUUUGGGCAAAUGUCAGGUUCUACUAGCCUAGAUUGCAACAUGCACCACAGUAACCUAGUCCUCAACCUGUCUGUACUUGUCAAACCCGAAGAAAACAGUUCAGAGGUUGCCCUGUGUGAUGAAGACAGUUGAAUUGAUAUCCUCACUCCAGCUCCAUUUUAUCUUCUGUGACUUCUAGGCAAUAGUUGUUUUCAUGCCUCAAGUGUCUUCCUCAUUUUCUUAAUCUUUCAGAGACCGUCUGCCCUCCAUGCAUUUUAGCACUGACAUUUUUUGUUAAGUAGAGAGCCAUGAUGGGAAGACUGGCCCUUCAAGUGUUCACAGCGUACGCUGUUUGUCUGUCCGUGUGUCUGGUUGCGCCAGUCAAGGGAGAUCACUGCCUCAUCAUCAGUGAGGUUAACGCAGACAACCCCAAACUGGACACCACCGAGUUCGUUGAGCUCUAUCAUACCGGUGGUCAGAGGGCUUCAGUGGACGGCUACACCCUGGUGUUCUACAAUGGAAAUGGCAAUGUAGCCUACAAAGUACUGGACUUGAAGGGCCACACCACGGACGACCGGGGCUUCUUCCUGGUUGGCUCGGUGGACAUGCAGCCCAAACCAGCCAUCCUCCUCUCGCCCAACACCGUCCAGAAUGGCCCGGACGCCAUUGCGCUUUACCACACGUCCGCCACACGCUACGGGGAGAAGAUGAACGCCACAGCCGUGGGGCUGGUGGAUGCCAUCGUUUACGUGACGCGGCAGUCUGGGGGCGCGGAGGUCCUGGCCGAGACGUUGACCCCUGGGGAGCCGGCCUUCGUAGAGGACGAGGGGGCCCACGAGGGAGACGAGUCAAUCGAAAGGUGCCUGGUCUCUGGGGAAAGCUGGGGCUUCCAGGUGGCCCUACCUUCACCUGGCCAACGCAACCACUGCACACCCCCUGAUUCCAGUGCUGCCACUACGCGUAUCAGCGAGCUGAAGCUGGGAGGGGGGCAGGUGGACGGGUUUGUGGAGCUAAGUGAGUCCCAGGCUGCAGGACCUCUAGUGCUGCUGGUACUAGACGGGCGGACGGAAACGAUCAGUGCGAGUGUGGACGUGUCCAACUCCAGGGAAGGCCUGAUCUCCAUCACCAUUGACAAGAACAACAUGAAAGGAGAUGAGUCUGGGGCGGUGGCGCUGUAUAGUGGCAAGGCCUCCGACUUCCCUGUGGGCAGCCCUCUGAGCCAGACGCAGCCCUUAGAUGCCUUUGUGUACGUUGGACCAGGGGACCAACCCAAUGCCAACCUCACAGAGACCCUCAUACCAGGCAGACAGCCCUACCAGCUCAGUGCCAGUUUUGGGGAGGGAAGCCUCUACCUCAGUCGCUGUGGUGUGGCCAGUUGGACCAGAGACCCCGGUGUAUUCUGGGAAGCGCCACAAACCCCCGGACAGCCCAACCAGUGCCCCUGGCCAAAUAUUUGUCCUCACGUCACUGUAGUCCCUGGGAGUACGGAGGUGCCCCCUCACCUCCCGCCCUGGGCCCGGGGUGACUUCCUGAUCAGCGAGCUAAAUGCAGACAACCCGGGCUCGGCCGAGGACGGCGAGUUCAUCGAGCUGUGGCACCCGUCGGGCCGCCGCAUCUCCCUGCAGGGAGUGUGGCUCCUCCUGUUCAGUGGACACAACAGCAAGCCCUACCGUGAGAUCAGCCUCACAGGCCACUUCACCACUGCCCAAGGCUACUUCCUGGUGGGCAGUGAUAGGCUGGUCCCGGCUCCCUCGGUUCGCCUGCCUCCCAACACCAUCCAGAACGGGCCGGACGCAGUGGCCCUGUACCGCAGUGCCUUUGGCCCGCCCUCAGCCUCCCAGAACAGGAUCCCGACCCAGGGGUUGCUGGACGCGGUGGUGUACCGGCUGAGGGGCUCGGACAAGGACGCCCAGGAGCUGAGUGACGCGUUGACCCCAGGACAGCUCCCCCUGCUGGAGGACCCAGAGGUGCAGUCCGGAGACGAGGCCUUGAGCCGCUGUAAUGGCCUGCUGCCUGCUGACCUGUCUGCUUUUGUGGUGGCCCCACCCACCCCUCUGAGGGAGAACUCUUGUCCCCGCCCACCCCCUCCCCCCGAGGGUGUGGUCAUCAGUGAGGUGGGCGGUGCCCACUGGACCAACCACAGCCAGCAGAGCGGGUUUGUGGAGCUGUUAGGAUCGCCCCUGACUUCUCUACAGGGCCUGGUCCUGACUGUGUUUGAAGAGUAUCGCGCCGGUACGACUAUGGCCCUCCCUCUGACCGGAAUCACAGACCAUAACGGCUUCUACCUCAUCGGGAACGUCACAGGAGCAGACCAGGUGUUUCCCAAGGGGGCCACAAUUCCGGCCAAUGGGGCUGUAGUCCUGUGUUCUGACACAGUCACUGUGUGUAGAGCUGGUACCACCCUAACCAACAGCACUCUUCGUGACACACUAGUGUUCAGUGAUGACCUGAGAUUGCUCAUUAAACUCUCUGCCACCAGAGGGCAGCAGGUGAUGCCUGUACUCAGGUCAGUGGAGGACGGUCCCGUGUCUCUCAGCCGUUGCUCCUGUUGCGAGGCGAGAAGCCCCUCCUCCUGGACCAGCUCCUCCCCCACCCCGCGCCUGACCAACAUCUGCCCCAGCCCCGCUUUCUCCAGCGACCUCAACCUAUGCCUGGCUCCCCUCUCCGGUGAUUGGCAGGAGCACCCAGGAAACUGCAGUGGACUGGUGCAGGGUCACAGUGAGAUGGAUGUGGCUGGCUAUCUAGAGGAAAGAUGUCACUGUGGGAUCUCUGCCCUUUACCUGCAGGUGGCCAACUACUCCUGUGUGGCCGGGUGGCUCCAUGUACUGGGGAACAUCCAGGCCCUGUCGGACCAUCAGAGGGCCCUCAUCCUCCAGACCUCCCUCACCCAGGGGGACACCUGUACCGACCCGGCUACUGACCGAAGCAUGAGCACUGAGUCUGCCCUGGGCCUGCAGAUUGGCCUGGUGCUGGGAGCUCUACUGCUACUGGGACUGGGAGCAGCCCUCUUUACCUACCUCUACAAAAAGAGGCGACCAUUGGACUAUUACUCCAUGGAGCUGAAUGAACCUGAAGAGGGCCCUUCAGAACUUUAAGUGCGUGUGCAUAUGAGGGAACAUUUCUUAGCUCUGGUGUGUGUUCUUCUGUCUGAUUUUUGAAUAGGGAUAUCCCGCUAGACAAGAGACCAGCACCAUUUUUGUUCAUGUUUAUGAAUUACCAUCUUUUUACAUUCCCUCCAUCAUAAUUCAGUCAAUGUUGCACAAGAUUUACUGCUAUGUAAUCAUGGUAAUACAGUCCUGUGCCUGCGUUUUCCUUCAAAUGUAAAACGCUCUCUCUUAAACAGAUCUGAAAGUGUAUAAAGUAACAAGACUACCAAUCUCAAAAGUAAUCAUGAGUGACCGGUACUAAAAGUUAUGUAGAUUUAUUUAGUUAAAAUGUGAAUGCUUGUGAUUAACCAGUGAUGAGUGUUGGUCAGAAUUCGUGUUGACAUUCUAUUAGUUGAGGAAAAGGAAUAUGAAAGACAAUACGCAUAUGGAGCCUCUCUCCUCUACUUGGAGCUAUGGAGUCCUUUAUAAGCACAAAGCUAUUUUAUGGUAAUUUCCCCCCCCCCCCCCCCCCAAAAAA